Molecule: messenger RNA, 2678 nt
Organism: Physella acuta
Lineage: Eukaryota; Metazoa; Mollusca; Gastropoda; Physidae
Product: ankyrin repeat domain-containing protein 50-like
Biological process (GO): innate immune response
Cellular component (GO): cytoplasm
Molecular function (GO): protein binding
Source: RefSeq, a predicted model, not a curated record
UAUUCCAGUAGUCGGAAAUCUAAAAUUUGCCUUUCAAAUGAUAAUUCCGGUAGUCGGAUAUCUUUGGCCUACCCGUCACAGGACAAAACUGGCAACAUGAAACCUAAAGCCCACAAUUCUGCUAAUGAGAAAUCUAGCACCGGUGUCCAGUCAAACAACAGGAAGUCUGAAGGCAACACCUCCCUCAUGCGGGCAGUCCUGAAGGGCAAGGACCGCGAGGUCAAAUCCAUGUUGAAGAACGGCGCCCCAGUCAACCGGACAAACGGCCACGGUCAAACCCCUCUCAUGGCGGCUGUGUCCGCCAAACGACUGGACACGGUCAAGCUGCUGCUGGCCACAGGAGCUGAUGUCAACCUCCGCGAUGACAUCGGCCAGUCUGCUGUCAUGUACGCAGCGUCCAUUGGCGACGAGCCGAUUGUCUACGUGUUGUGUGACGGUGAGGCGGAUUUAGCGCUGAAGGACACACUCGGAAAAACGGCUCUUUUCCACGCUGUAGAAUCCGGCUUUACCGACGUCAUCAAACUAUUGCUGAAAUACGGCGCGGAUAUAAACGCGAAAACGCCGAACGGAAUGAACGCCUUGCUCAUCGCGGCGAGUACAGGAAAUACAAAUGUCAUCCAGACUGUUUGCAAGUAUAAGAUUGAUUUUAAUUAUGCUGAUGGUAAAGGUCAGAAUGCGUUAAUGAUUGCGGCGUUUUGUAACCACGUUGAUGCGGUGGAGUUGAUGUGUUCUUUGGGGUUUGGUGUCAAUGCUGUAGACAAGGAAGGAUGGAGUCCGCUGAUGCUGGCGUCCUAUGCCAAUAAUGAUGAUGUCAUCAACCUGCUUUGUAAAUAUAAAGCUGAUAAAAACGCCUCCAACAGAGAAGGGAGAACGGCGUUUAUGUUAGCUGCGGAGCGGGGUCACCUCAACGCUUUGAGAACCCUCCAUCGACUGGGUUGUGACGUGCACGCCGUAGACAGAGAAGGGUGGAACGCACUGAUGUUAGCCACGCACGAAGGCAAUGCUGAAGCGGUAGAGCUCUUGUGUAGCUACGGGGCGUACGUGGACUCAUCCGACCACAGGGGGCGGACAAGUCUGAUGAUUGCUGCCAAAAAAGGUUACGUUAAAAUUCUCCAGGCCUUGUUGUAUCACGGAAGUGACGUCAACAAGUACGACAAGAAGAGAUGGGACGCUAUGAUGUUUGCUGCUCAAGCCGGCAACACGGCCGUCGUGAAACUCCUCCUUCAGAAUAAAUCAUCUCUGAAACACGUCAACGACAAGCAGUUCUCAAGCCUGAUGCUCGCUGCGUGGUAUGGUCAUGGAGAAGUUGUUGAAGUUCUUAGCCAGAGCAUCAGAAAACUCGAAACUUCCAUACAAGAACGGUCCAUGCAUUCAAGACAGGACCUGAUGAACGCUGCAAAUGUUGAUGGGUACACAGCUUUGAUGAUAGCAUGCAAGAAAGGUUUUACUGACAUAAUCGACAUUUUACAUAAAUACAAUGCGAAUUUACAUGCCGUAAACAAUGAAGGAAGAACAAGUUUAAUGGUGGCUUGCAAGAACGGCCAUCUCAACGUUGUGAAGCUGCUGAGUGAUAAAGGUUGUGAUAUAAACGCGGUUGAUAAAAAAAAUAUCAACGGUUUAAUGCUCGCAUCCCAGCAUGGGUUUGUAGAAAUUGUCAAGUUUUUAUGCGGGCGUGGAGGUGACGUCAAUAGCGUGGACAAAGAUGGAUGGAAUGCUCUAAUGCUGGCAACAUGUGAAGGACAUCUCGGCGUUGUUGAAGCUCUGUACAGUUGUGGAUCCAAGGUCAUAUUCCAACACGAGGAACAUCUCAACGCCCUGCAUGUUGCUGCCAUCAAGGGCCACAGGGAACUAGUCAGCUUCUUCCUCCGUAAAUGUGUCAUUGUUGAUCAGACAAAGAAGGAGAAACUUCAUAAGAAACUUUCUAGAAGUAAAUCAAACAAUACUGAAGAAACGCCGGAAAAAUUAUUCCAGAUUGAUAUUGACAGCAAAGACAAGUACGGGAACACGUCUCUAGAUUUGGCUACCAGAAAAGGACACGUUCUGAUUGUGGAGAUGUUGAAAGCCGCAGGGGCGACAUGUGAGGGUGUGGCUGGGGACUCGGCCACCCCCACGCUGUUUAGGACCACCUCCGCCUAUGAUGUGGAGGUUGUGGUGGAGCCGGGGUACCACCACAAGACGGACAGGCGCCUGCUGGUACUGGACUGGGAUUGUGGGGCCAAUGAGACGGAUGUUGACCUGUUGACCUUGAACUGUGAUAACCUAAGCAGCCACCAAGGACCCAAGUUCAACCACAACUCACGUGACUGUGAUCGGUAUCCACGUGACCUGCCCGUGACGUCAGAAGUCAUCUACCAGACGGCGUAUGACAUACCUGGCAGUGUGAGAUUUGACUAGAGCCGACACACUGAACUCAGUGAAUCGUGUGAGAUAACAAGCCAGGAUGGAUUCAAAGUCACGUGACCGUGUGCAGAAUUUUACCAAGGGGAGAAAAUCAAUGGAGAAAAGAUUAUAUUUUUUGAGGACAGAUUUUAAAUAAUGUGUUGUUUCCCUUGACGUCAUCCAGUUGUUGCCCCUUAAACCUAUUGUGUUCGGACACAAGGGAGACGAUUUAUAACAGCUGUCAAAUAGGUUUAAGUUCAAUCUAUGUUGUCGUCAGAGUCGACAUGAACGUGUUUCAU